Molecule: messenger RNA, 707 nt
Organism: Dermacentor silvarum
Lineage: Eukaryota; Metazoa; Arthropoda; Arachnida; Ixodida; Ixodidae
Gene: RpS8
Product: 40S ribosomal protein S8
Exons: 6
Coding region: 47-673 (208 amino acids)
Biological process (GO): translation; maturation of SSU-rRNA from tricistronic rRNA transcript (SSU-rRNA, 5.8S rRNA, LSU-rRNA)
Cellular component (GO): cytosolic small ribosomal subunit; ribosome
Molecular function (GO): structural constituent of ribosome
Source: RefSeq, a predicted model, not a curated record
CGUGCUCCGCGGCCGUGCACGGUCUCUUUCCGGUCUACUCGCCACCAUGGGUAUCUCCCGUGACCAUUGGCACAAGCGUAGGAAGACUGGCGGUAAGCGCAAGCCUCUUCGUAAGAAGAGGAAGUUCGAGCUUGGUCGGCCCGCGGCAAACACAAAGCUUGGCCCCAAGCGCAUUCACACAGUCCGGACUCGAGGUGGGAACAAGAAAUACCGCGCCCUCCGUCUUGACUGCGGCAACUUCUCCUGGGCCUCCGAGCACUGCACACGCAAGACCCGUAUCAUUGAUGUGGUCUACAAUGCAAGCAACAAUGAGCUGGUUCGGACCAAGACUCUGGUGAAGAAUGCCAUUGUGAUGAUUGACGCCACGCCAUUCCGUCAGUGGUACGAGGCCCACUAUGCACUACCCCUGGGGCGCAAGAAGGGCGCCAAGCUGGCUGACAUAGAAGGUGGCGCCUUGGUGAAGAAGAGGAGCAAAAAGCUUGAGAAGAAGAUCAAGGAGCGCCAGAAGCUGGCCAAAGUUGAUCCCCUGCUCGAAGAGCAGUUCAUGACUGGUCGGGUCAAAGCCUGCAUCUCGUCUCGACCUGGGCAGUGUGGUCGCUGCGACGGUUACAUCUUGGAAGGCAAGGAACUUGAGUUCUACACCAAGAAGAUCAAGUCAAAGAAGGGCAAAUGAAGGGUGGCCCAUGUUAAUAAAAGGCGACGUGACA